Messenger RNA from Notechis scutatus (mainland tiger snake), 2899 nucleotides. NCBI's taxonomy places the organism in Eukaryota, Metazoa, Chordata, Lepidosauria, Squamata, Elapidae. The record is from RefSeq and is a predicted model, not a curated record.
GUCACCGCUCAGGAUGUGCGCAAAGAGAGCCCGUUGCUUUUCAAAUUCCGGGCCAAAUUCUACCCAGAAGACGUUGCGGAGGAGCUGAUACAAGACAUCACGCAGCGCCUUUUCUUCCUCCAAGUGAAGGAGGCCAUCUUGAACGAUGACAUCUACUGUCCCCCGGAGACGGCCGUUCUCCUGGCCUCUUAUGCGGUCCAGUCCAAAUACGGGGACUUCAACAAGGAGGUUCAUAAGCCCGGCUAUCUCACUACGGACAAACUGCUUCCUCAGAGAGUUUUGGAACAGCAUAAACUUAACAAGGAUCAGUGGGAAGAAAGAAUCCAGGUGUGGCAUGAGGAACAUCGGGGGAUGCUCAGAGAAGAUGCCAUCUUAGAAUACCUAAAAAUUGCACAAGAUCUGGAGAUGUACGGUGUGAACUACUUUAGCAUUAAGAACAAGAAAGGCUCAGAACUCUGGUUAGGAGUAGAUGCUCUUGGACUCAACAUUUAUGAACAGAACGACCGGCUAACACCCAAAAUUGGGUUCCCCUGGAGUGAGAUCAGAAACAUUUCCUUCAACGAUAAGAAGUUUGUCAUCAAGCCCAUUGACAAGAAGGCCCCGGAUUUUGUCUUCUACGCUCCCCGGCUAAGGAUUAACAAGCGCAUCCUGGCUCUGUGCAUGGGGAACCACGAGCUCUACAUGCGCAGGCGUAAACCGGACACCAUAGAGGUUCAGCAGAUGAAGGCCCAGGCCCGAGAGGAGAAGCAUCAGAAGCAGAUGGAGAGGGCUUUGCUGGAGAACGAGAAGAAGAAGAGGGAGAUGGCCGAGAAGGAGAAGGAAAAGAUUGAACGCGAGAAAGAAGAGCUGAUGGAGAAGCUCCGACAAAUUGAGGAGCAAACCAAGAAAGCUCAACAAGAGCUGGAGGAGCAAACGCGCAGGGCCCUGGAGCUGGAGCAGGAGAGGAAGCGAGCCCAGGAGGAGGCGGAGAAGCUGGCCAAGGAGCGGCAGGAAGCCGAGGAGGCCAAAGAAGCCUUGUUGAAAGCCUCCAACGACCAGAAGAAGACCCAGGAGCAGCUGACCAGCGAGAUGUUGGAACUCACCACCCGGAUCUCGCAGCUGGAAUUUGCGCAGCAGAAGAAGGAGAGCGAGGCGAUGCUGUGGCAGCAGAAAGCCCAGUUGGUCCAAGAAGACCUGGAGAGAACCAAGGAGGAGCUGAAGUCCGUCACCAGCACUCCGCACGUGUCUGAGCCAAUGCAGUCAGAGAAUGAGCACGAUGACGAGCAGGACGAGAACGCGGCGGAGGCCAGUGCGGAGCUGCGGGCGCACGCCUCCAUCAAGGACCGCAGCGAGGAGCAGCGCACCACCGAGGCGGAGAAGAACGAGCGGGUUCAGAAGCACCUGAAGGCUCUCACCUCCGAGUUGUCCAAUGCACGGGACGACACCAAGAAGACGGCCAACGACAUGAUCCACGCAGAGAACAUGCGCCAGGGCCGCGACAAGUACAAGACGCUCCGCCAGAUCCGUCAGGGCAACACCAAGCAGCGCAUCGAUGAAUUUGAGUCCAUGUAGUCAUUCCAGCCUCACCUGUAUCUCCCCCCAAUCCCCAUCCCUUCCCCCCCCCCCCCAAAUGCAAAUUUGCAAUGAUGCUGGAACCAUCCACUACCGGAGAGGGAUUAGAUCGGCCUCUUGGGCUGGUGUGCAAAACAGGACCAAACAGGAAGGAAAAGCAAACGCCCCUUGUGCCUUAUUGUUAUUACUGAGGUCUCCCAGCGGCCGGCCGGCCUCUAGCAGGGCUGGUUAGCUUAAGUGUCACUGUACUUUUUAUUGCUUAUAAGGAAAAUAUUAGUGCCGCCACGGCCGGUACCACUCAGCUGCCAGUGGAGCCGCUGCCUCGCCAGGGACCACUUCCCCCUCCUAGCCUCCCUUGCCCGGGUCUGGAGGGGCAGGGCCUUGCGGCGUCCUGUCCCUGCCGGGGCCUUGGCUUGUCCAGGUAGAUGCUCUGCUUGGGAAGAGGAGCCCCCCGAGGGCGAUGGCCGACGUGCCUUCUCCCCUCUUGGCGCCAAAGAGCAAAGCGCUGAGCGGACCAGGCCGGUCCCUCGGCGCGCCUUCCCUUCUCCAGGGGCUCCUGACUGAGGCUGUGGAACAGGGUCGGGGGCUCCUUGCCUCCUUGGGGGCAGGUUUGCUGCAGAACUCUCGUCUUCCCCAAAGGAAAAAGGCUGGCCGUUCCUUCGGCCCACCUUGCCAAAGCCUUUCAGAGGUUUCGGGUCAGCCGGAAACCUCAAGCGGCAGCCCUGGAGGGCCUGCCUCCCCUGUGCCUGGGCCCACGGAGAAGCCCGAUGGUGCCUUAAUGACCCCCCCCCCACCUUUCCCUCCUCCAGUUGUGCAUCUUCUCAGUUCCAGGAAUGCAAAACCAAAAAUACUUUACACGAAGGUGUGUUUUGUGGGUUAAUCUCCGUGCUGCCAGCCGUUCCACUGUUAGGAGGGGGGAGCUUUGGUUUUGAAAAGGUCUCCUUUGGGCUGCUUCCUCUUCUCCUGGAAGGGCGAGCGGCCCCCCCUUGGCAGAACCCUCCCUGGGGGGGGUGUCUCCUGGUCUGCGGCAGAAGCGGUGGGGGGGCGGGACCAUGGGUGGGUCUCUCGGGCGGUUGAGCUGCUUGGCUCUUGGAAAGGAGCCCCCUUCUUGGAUGGCCCUGGGCUGCCCGGCGAAGGUCCCGGGAGGUGAGUGGGGCCUUCUGCCUCCUCCCCCAAACUCCAUUAAGAAUGGCCCCGUCUGCAGGAAAGCCACCCCCCACCCCCCCAAAAAACCCCAUUCGGAUAUUUUCCUACUGUUUUGGCCUUUUUCUGCCUCCCUCCUGCACGCACACACACAGGCACACACGCACACACACACACACACGCCCAACCCCAGCUUGCAUUUAUC